Molecule: messenger RNA, 1663 nt
Organism: Cercospora beticola
Lineage: Eukaryota; Fungi; Ascomycota; Dothideomycetes; Mycosphaerellales; Mycosphaerellaceae
Gene: DRE2
Product: electron carrier DRE2
Biological process (GO): iron-sulfur cluster assembly
Cellular component (GO): cytoplasm
Molecular function (GO): iron-sulfur cluster binding
Source: RefSeq, a predicted model, not a curated record
GGUUUGUCAUCACCUGCACUUUCAUGCGCGGAGAUGUUCCCUCGAAGCACAUGCAGAUAACCUAGCCUGCCGACAAUCUCAACUCAUAUACCACCACCAAUUCCCCUUCUCCACACACACACGCCCCCGAUACGCAUUCCCAUCGACCACCAUGGCGCCCUCCGUGCUCAUCGACAACACGCCCGACUUUGAUAUGACUGAUGACUUCGUUGCCCCCGUCAAGCAGACCAAUGCCUCCUCGAACAACCGAACGCUCCUUCUUGCCCCACCUUCCGUCGCCUCGCACCCUUCCGCUCUGACAGAAGUGGCCGAGGCAUAUGACCGCUCACAGACAGACAUUCAGAUGCUGGAUCGGCUGGCAGUCGGCUUGGUGUCACUUCCUGCGACCACAUACGAUGUUGUACUCCUACUCUCAGACGCUGGCUCAUCCAAUGAGGGCGCAAAUCUACUGGACCGCGCAGUCAUGCAGCGGAUAGUGGACAGCUUGAAGCCAGGCGGCCGCUUGAAGAGUCAAGAUGGACAAUUGGGCGCCGUGCAGAGUUCGGAGAAGACAGAGGCUAUUUUGGCAGGCUUAAUGGAUGGAAAUGGUGAUGGAAUGGUGAAACCAGACAGUACUGCCUCCACGCAGACUGUGAAAUUGAGCUUUGGCAAAAAGAAGAAGGCCGAUGCAGCGGCAGUACCUGCGAAUGAGCUAGAGGCUGCCAACAUGGGCGAUGUCGAGGUGCAGCACACCAAUGGCAACGGCGCCGCGCCCGCUGUCAAGUCCACGCCUGCAGGUGUUGGCUUCAUUGAGAACGAAGCCGAUUGGGACAGCGCAGAGGACGAAUUUCCAGACGACGACGAAUUGGAGCGGGCCGGAAAAAUUGAUCCUGAUACGCUGUUGACCGAGGAGGACAGACAGAAGCCGCUAAACAUUCCCGAGGCUUGCAAGCCGGAUGGAACGAAGAGAAGGCGAGCAUGCAAAGACUGCACGUGCGGUCUCGCUGAGCGCAUUGCCGCAGAGGACAAAGCCAAGCGCGCCGAAGCAGACAAGAACUUGCAAAAGUUGAACGUGGCCGCACCAACACUUGCUGCCGAUGACUUGACCGAAGUCGACUUCACUGUUCAAGGCAAGGUGGGCUCGUGCGGCAACUGUGCUCUCGGCGAUGCCUUCCGCUGUGAUGGAUGUCCUUAUAUUGGUCUACCCGCAUUCAAGCCGGGCGAGGAAGUGCGAUUGCUGAACAAUGUUGUUCAAUUGUAAAGCGAUGUCGAUGGCAAUGGUUGAUGGGAUCAGCGAGGCGUUGGGUGCAUGCGAAUCGGACAAAUGAUUGGCAUAGACGGCGAUACAAUUGCACAAUACCCAUCCGAACGGAAAGAGGACGCAUGUGGACGAGGGUCAAUGGCGUCUGAGAUUCAUGAGUAAGCAUUUUAUUUUACACCACUAGAACUUUACAAAUGGCAGAUCUUACCACGCUAUCACAGAGGUCGACUCGGCGCUUCAUUGGUCCUCGCGGAUAAACCGAGCCCCAGUUGGCUCUCCGAGCCCCAGCUGCUCCAUCAAAUUCAAUCAAUAUUCCAUCAAAACGGAAUGUUACGUUCGAGGGACACUGCGCCUCUCUGGCACUCGCCUACCGGCUCGCGCUCGUUCGUUGCCUAAAAGAAAUAAUGCUAUCUUUUUAAGGGG